AUGGCCAGCCUAUUCAUCUGGUGUCAAGCCUGUCGACACGGAGGACACGCUAGUCAUCUGGUUGAAUGGUUUUAUGGUUGUGCGUCCUCCUCAGCUGACGUUGAGCCACAUCCUCAAUGUCCUGUCAGUGGAUGCCAGUGUCGGUGUGCCAGUUUGGAUUCCCUCCGACCCGUCGCAGCGGCACGCGUUCCUUCACGAUCAUUUGACAUCGAUUUGGCCCUGGAAAACGAGGAUCAGCCUAUAUCAUCCACAGAGGAGGAGGGGGAGGAAAGUGAUGUGGAUCCAAUUGGUUUAGAUGACCUUAUACUUCAAAGCUCUUCCAACCGUGUUCCUGAUCCAAUUGAUGGCCAACUACACCUCAUAAAACCAAUUGAUAUGGAGAUAUCCACAUUAACUAGUAAAUCUACUCAUUGA
This is a messenger RNA of Opisthorchis viverrini, 414 nucleotides long. RefSeq lists its product as hypothetical. The coding region runs from base 1 to 414 and encodes 137 amino acids. The record is from RefSeq and is a predicted model, not a curated record. NCBI's taxonomy places the organism in Eukaryota, Metazoa, Platyhelminthes, Trematoda, Opisthorchiida, Opisthorchiidae. Gene Ontology annotation, cellular component: cytoplasm. The transcript has a single exon.